AUGGAUAAAACCUCACGUUUUAUCAAUAAUUUUCAACUAUGGUUUCGCGGUACUUCAUGGAAAUAUAGUCCCGUGACAUCAAAUAAUUCUAUAUCAAAAUCAGAAUUCACAAGAGCAUUCACAAAAAGUCCAAAAAAAUUAUGCAUUUCAAUAAUUUUAAUAAAUUUAUUUAUAAUAUCUAUUGCUUUAAUAGUAUUAAAAACUUCUUUUAGAUUUAUGGAAAGAAUGAUUGAUGGUGACGGAACAUGUAUAUUACCACCAUGGAAACCCAUUACGCAAGAUCAAUAUCCAAUCGAGGUCAUACCGGGAAGGACAAUUGCAAAAAUCAUACACGAUCCUUCUAACGGAGAACAAGAGAUUGAUGUAGAGUGCGAUUCGGCGUAUCAAUAUCAUUUUCCAAGUAUGAGCAGUGGAAAAAAAUUUGAAAGUUGGGAUCAAAAGAAAAAUGGACUUUUAAAAUUUGCAGAAGAUGGGGAACGCCAUAAAAGGUUGGCCACUAUAACUUUAAUGGAUACACAUAAUGCUGAUCUUAAUUUAAUUGGUCUGGAUAAAUCCAUGGUAAAUUUGUUAACAAAAUUAUUAAUUGGUAAAGGAAAUCAACCACCAUUAUUGGAUGAAAAUAGGUAA
This is a messenger RNA of Funneliformis caledonium, 627 nucleotides long. The record is from the annotation of a GenBank genome assembly. Lineage: Eukaryota; Fungi; Glomeromycota; Glomeromycetes; Glomerales; Glomeraceae.